Messenger RNA from Scophthalmus maximus (turbot), 1027 nucleotides. RefSeq lists its product as uncharacterized. Lineage: Eukaryota; Metazoa; Chordata; Actinopteri; Pleuronectiformes; Scophthalmidae. The record is from RefSeq and is a predicted model, not a curated record. The transcript has 3 exons. Bases 86 to 661 code for a protein of 191 amino acids.
CUUUGAAGGCUUUGAUCUUCCAACAUUAAAAAAACAAGAGUACGUGAACACAUGCAUAAAUCUACAUCUGGAUCCUUCUACUGACAUGGAGGCACAAAGAAACCAGGCACGUGCACCAUGGUGCCACACAGCAUCUCAGUAUUGUUCUAUAAAGAGCAGUCCUGCUGAAGUGCAGCUGCAAGUCACUGUGAAGAGUCUCAGGGAAGCUCUCUGCAAUGCGAUAUCCGAGAUGAAGUCUCUCCAGAACGAAAACGAGACUUUGAUACAACAAGUGAACCUCCUGAAGUCUGAGCAGAGGCAUACGGGGAGCCAGCACAAAGAAGAGCUCAAACGCAAAGAUAAGCAGAUAAAGCGAGGGCGCAAGAAAAGGAUUGUUUGGACCAAAACAAAUUGGCACCGACUGACCCUGCUCGCUAAAGCCAAAAAAAAAAUGAAGACCACUAAAGGACAGUGGCGUUCAAAGUUUCAGUUGCUUGAGGCAAACCUGCACCAGGAGUUUGAAAAGAAGGUUAAUCCGCUGGAGAGGGAUCGCCAGCUUCCUAUGGAAAGCUGGAUCAUGGGGGAGGAAGAGUGGAAGGAGAGAGAAAGGACAAAAGAGCACAUCUCCCUCUUGACCGACCAGCUUCAGACUCUCGCCAUGAACACAGGAGUGCAGUGUUGAAACAAAGCAGGAGGAUGACAUCAUUGAACAAGGACUUGGCAACAGGACUGAGAAAGACCAGGCUGGCAACAUCAUUCACAACAGACAUGACGAGCUUCAAUCUGAACAUGGCAGCAAGCCACAAGAGGUGGAAAAGACAGAAUGACAAGAAGGCAAAUUGGCCGAGGAGGAAGAAAAAGAACCAUUAGUUGGCUAAAAACAUCCAUCCUCCACCCCUCUUUCCCUCCCUUACCCUUUACCCCUACCCUUUGUCCUAGUUUUACCAUUUUCUUUUUCUGUAUAAAAUGUAUAAAAUAUAUAAUAUAUCCAUUUCAAUAAGGAAAAAAUGAACAUGUUCAAGAAAAAUGAAAACCAACAAAACACAAA